CCCCGGGGACGAGGCUGAGAGACUGCCAGCUGGGCUGGGGGAUGGAGGGAGGGAGGCCCUGAUAGCACUGGACAGGACCAGACAGGACCAGAGAGGACCGGACCGGCCGGGAAGGCCUCCCAACCCUCCCCCUCGGGGGCCCACCGGUCCCCAUGAGCUCAGGGGAGGCCGAGCAGAAGCUGGAGGUGGUCAUCGAGAAGCUGGAGAGCCAACUCCUGGACUGCGGAAAGAAGCAGGAGGAGAAGGAGGAAGAGGUGGAAGAGGAGGAAAAGGAGGAGGAGGAGACCCAAUCAGCUCCGGGCCCAGCACAGGACUCCCCGCCCUCCUGCCUGGCCGCCCGCAUCCGAGAGAUCGUCACCCGCAAUCUGUCGGAAAGGGAGGGCUCAGGCGCCGCCUCCUACGAGGUAGAGAUGGCGUCCCUCCUGUCACUCCAGGAGGAGAAUCGGAUCCUGCAGCAGGAACUGUCCCGGAUCGAAGACCUGUUGGCCCAGAGCCGGGCCGACCGGGAUGAGCUGGCCAUCAAGUACAACGCCAUCAGCGAGCGGCUGGAGCCGGCCCUGCAGCUGGAGUCUGGCGGGCCCGGGCGGGACUCUGGGGAGCCCAGGGGCCUGGUCCAACAGAAUGUUGAGCUGCGGCGGCAGCUAGAGGAGGAGCAGGCCGCCUACAAGAGGAAGCUGCAGGCCUACCAGGAGGGGCAGCAACGCCAGGCCCAGCUUGUGCAAAAGCUGCAGGCCAAGGUUCUCCAGUACAAGAAGAAGUGUGAAGAGGUGGAGCAGCAACUCCUGGAGAAAUCCACACUGCUGGAGCAGCAACGCCUGGUGAACCACCUGGACCUGACUGACUCGCGGCUGCGGCUGGAUGAAGAGCAGAGCCGGGAGCUGGAGAACACGCUGAUUCGACUGGAGGAGGAACAGCAGAGGAGUGCCAGCCUGGUCCAGGUGAAUGCCAUGCUGCGGGACCAGCUGGAACAGGCCAGCAUCGCCAACCAGGCCCUGAGCGAUGACAUCCGCAAACUGACCAGCGACUGGACCCGCAGCCGAGAUGUGCUGGAGCAGCGGGAGGCGGAGUGGAGGCGCGAGGCGGAGUCCUUCAACGCCUACUUCAGCAGCGAGCACAGCCGCCUGCUGCUGCUCUGGAGACAGGUGGUGGGCUUCCGGAGGCACGUCGGCCAAAUGAAGGCCUCCACGGAGAGGGACCUGUGUCAGCUGCGAGGGGAGCUGGCACGGACGGCCCGGGCCAUCCAGGCGGCCGGAGUCGGGCUGAGCGGGAGCCUGCGCCUGGCGGAGAGCGGCAGAGAGGCGGCCCUGGAGCGACAGACCGUGCUGCGGGCCCAGCUGGAGGAGCAGCUGCGGGACAAGGGCCGCGAGUUGAUCCAACUCCAAAUGAAGGGCGACCUGGAGAAGGCGGACCUGAGCGCCAGAGUGACCGAAUUGGCACUGUCCCUGGAGCGGCUGCAGAGCCAGGCUGCCGAGAAGGAGCGGGCCAACGAGGCCCUGACCCAGAAGCUGGAGACCCUGGAGGCCGCGCGGCUGCAGGAGCAGACGGUUCUGGAAGCGGAGGAGCUGGAGACCCUGAGGACUGAAUCGGAGGUGCUGCAGCAGACCUUGAGGGACCUGGCUCAGGCCGUCCUGUCAGAUGCAGACAGCGGGGUUCAGCUGAGCGGGCCGGAGCGCACCCCGGAGGCCUCGGACGCCAGCCUGCGUGGCCUCUCCUCGAGCCUGUGCACCCCCUCCCCGCUGCGCCCCUGCUCCCCCCGCCGCUGCGGCUCCCCGGCCUGCUCGGACUCCACGCUGGCCCUGGUCCACUCCGCCCUGCACAAGAGGCAGCUCCAGGUUCAGGACAUGCGGGGGAGGUACGAGGCGAGCCAGGACCUGCUGGGCUCCCUGCGGAAGCAGCUGGGCCAGGGCGAGGGGGAGCGGCGGGCCCUGGAGAAGCGGCUGCUGCAGCUGCAAGACAAGCUUGAUGGAGCGGCUCAGGCCAAGGAGGAUGUCCAGAGAGAGGCUCAGCGGCUCCGAAGCAUCACUGACCUCCUGAGCAGUGAGAAGAGCGAACUGGCCGGAAAUGUCCAGGCCCUGCAGCAGCAGGUGGCCUCCCUGCGGCAGGAGCAGGAGAAGCUGCAGUUGGCCAGCGGGGACCUGCAGCGGCAGAGGGAUCAGCUGGCGGAGGAGAAGGACGACGCCAUCCAGGACAGGGAGCGGGCCCGCAGGGAGAUCGAGCGAAGCCACAAGCAGCUGGAGCAGGUGGAGGUGAAGAAGUCAGGUCUGGCCAAGGAGCUGGUGCUGGCGAAAGAGGCGUUGAGCAAGGCCACGCUGGAGAAGGACGUGCUGGAGGCCGAGAAGGCGGAAGUGACGGAGGCGCUGAGCAAGGUUGAGGCCAGCAGGGUGGAGCUGGAGUUGGCCAUGGGGAAGCUGAAGGCGGAGGAGGCCUCUCUGCGAGACUCGCUGUCUAAACUGAGCGCCCUCAACGAGAGCUUGGCCCAGGACAAACUGGAGCUGAACCGGGCCAUUGUGCAGCUGGAAGAGGAGCGAGGGGCCCUGCUGGGGCAGAGGCGGGAGGCGGAGCAGGAGAAGGGCUCCAUGCGGGACCAGCUGGUGCGGCUGGAGCAGGAGAAGCUGGAGCUGAAGGCCGGACGGCAGGGGCUGGAGCGGGCCCUACGCGAGGCCCAGGAUACCCGGGACCGCCUGGAGCGUCAGCUGUCCACCUUGCACAGGGAACGGGCUCAGCUGCAGGAACAGUUGGCACAGCUGUCGCGUCAGCGGAGCGGGCAGGAGGAGGAGCUGCUGCAGGCGCGGCGGGAGGGGGAGCGGCAGGCCGAGACUCUGGCCCGGACGGCGCGGGAGCAGGAGUCGCUCACCAAGGAGAAGGCCAGCCUGGCGGUGCAGCUGGCUGCCUCCGAGCGGGAGAACCGGUCCCUGGCUGAGGAGACUACCAGCCUCCGGUCAGAGAAGGAAGCCCUGGAGACCAGCUUAUUUGACCUGCAGCACCAGUUGGGGCACCUGGAAGGCCGGAAGGAACAGCUGGAGUCUGAGAACCAGGCCCUGCUCCUGGCCAAGGAGACGCUGCAUGUGGAGCUGACGGCCCUGCGGAGACAGACGGAGGCCGAGGGGCAGAGGGCGGCGAGAGACAAGGAGGACCUGGUGCAGAAGCUGGCCCGGGUGGAGCAGGAGGCCCAGGCCACGCUGCGGGGGGAGCAGACCGCGCACGAGGAGGCCGUGGAGCGACUCCACAGGGAGAAGGAGGCGGCCCGGCGGGAGCUGGAGGCAGAGCGGACAGAACUGGUGCACCGGUUCACCCAAGAGAGGGAGGAGCUACUCGCCCGCUUCGAAGCAGAGAAGGAGGAGCUGAGCGAGGAGAUCACCGCUCUGCAGCAAGAGCGAGAUGAGAGCCUCCUCCUGGCUGAGAAUGAGAAGCAGCAGGCGCUGUCCCUCAAGGAGUCGGAGAAGACGGCUCUGUCCGAGAAGCUGAGUGGCACCCAGCAGAGCCUGGCCGCCAUCUCCAUGGAGAUGGAGCGUCAGAAGCGCGACACCUUGAGUCGGCAGGAGCAGGACCGGAGCACGAUCAACUCGCUGACGGCGGAGCUGAGGAGCCUACGGGCCCAGUUCGAGGAAGCCAUCACGGCCCAUGAGCGGGAGGUGAAGAUGCUGCACGAGCAGGCUUGGGAUCUGGGCAAGCAGCGGGAGUCCUGCCUCCGGGAGGUGGAGGAGCUGCGGAGCCAGCUGCAGCUGUUGGAGGAUGCGCGAGACGGGGUGCGGCGGGAGCUCCUGGAGGCCCAGCGGAAAAUGCGGGAGGGGCAGGAAGGGCGCGAAGCCCAGCGCCAGGAGACCCUGGAACUGCGUCGCAGUCUGGGGGACAGUGCCAAGGAACGCGAGGCCCUCCGCUGCUCCAAUGAGGAGCUACGGGCUGCCGUGAAGAGGGCUGAGGGCGAGAGGAUCUGCCUGAAACGUGCCAACGAGGACAAGGAGCAGAAACUGGCCCUCAUGGAGGAGGCCCGGGCGGCAGCGGGCAGGGAAGCCGGGGAGCUGCGGACCGGGCUGCAGGAAGUGGAGAGGUCACGGCUGGAGGCUCGCCGGGAGCUACAGGAACUGAGGCGGCAGAUGAAGGUGCUGGACAGCGAGAACACCAAGAAAAGCCAGGAGGUGGGGGAGCUGCAGGCCCGCCUAGCACUGGGGGAGCAGGCGGAGAAAGAGAGCCAACGAGAGGUCUUCGGCCUGAAGCAGAAACUCCGGCAGAGCGAGGCCAACUGGGAGACAGCUCAGAAAGAGAUUCAGGCCUUGCAGAGGAAGCUGUCGGAGCUGGAGGGGGAGUUCCGGGCGCGGGAGCGGGGCCUGUUGGGCUCCCUGGAGGAGGCACGGGGGACCGAAAAGAAGCUGCUGGACAACGCCCGCCACUUGGACCUGAAGCUGGAGGGGGCCCAGGCCCAAGCCGCCGAACUGGGGCUGCGACUGAGUGCGGCCGAAGGCCGGGCCCAGGGCCUGGAGGCGGAGCUGGCCCGGGUCGAGGGACAGAGGAGGGAAGGGGAGUUCCAGCUGAGCAGCCUGCGCUCCGCGUUGCGACGCACUCUGGGCAUCGGUCGGACCGGGCGGCCUCCCAGCCCCGCCCCCUGGCGCCGCGCCCGCUCUCCCCGCAGGGUCGUCUCCCCCACGAGAGGAGCCGAGCCAGCCGGCGAGGGCCGCAGCAGCAGCGGGGCUGACCCCACGACACCCGAGCGCAGCCCUGGCUCUCGUCCGCGGUCCCCGGAGCCCGUGCUCUCCCCGCCCCCCGGGGACCUGGAUCUCGAGGCUGUGCGGGCAGCUCUCCGAGAAUUCCUGCAGGAGCUGCGGGAUGCCCAGCGAGAACGGGACCAAGCGCGGGCCCAGGCGGCAGCCCUGAGCCGCCAGCUGGCGGAGGUGGAGGCGGAGCGGGCCGGCACCGGAGCCCGGGUUCAGCAGCUGCAGGAGCUGAUGGCAGAGAGUGAGGAGGGACGGCGCAGCGCGGACGGGCGGCUGAACGAGGCCCAGACGGCGCUGGUGCUGCAGGAAGAGACCGUGCGGCGUGGCGAGAGGGAGCGCAGGACUGCCCUGGAACAGGUAGCGGCCCUGGAGCGGAGCCUGCAGGCAGCGGAAAGUGAAAGCCGGGCCCAACAGGAGAAGAUCAGCAAGAUGAAAGCCAACGAGGCCAAGCUGGAGAGCGACAAGCGCCGUCUGAAGGAGGUCCUGGACGCGUCGGAAAGUCGUGGCACCAAGCUGGAGCUGCUGCGGCGGGCGCUGGAGGGGGAACUGCAGCGCAGCCGCCGCGGGCUGGGCGACCGUGAGGCCGAGGUCCACGCCCUGAGCGAGCAGGUGGACACGCUCCAGAGACAGGUGGCGGACAGCGAGCUGAAGGCGGAUGCCCUGCAACUGACCGUGGAGCGGCUGAGUGGGGCCCUGGCCAAGGCGGAGCAGAACGAGGAGGCCUUGCGGGAGAAGGUGCAGGGUCUCACCGGGGCGCUGGCCGAGAGCAGUGGCAGCAUCGGUUCCGCCCGGGACAAAAACCUGCAGCUGCAGAAGGCGCUGACAGCCAGCGAGCACGACCGCAGGGUCCUGCAGGAGCGCCUGGAUGCUGCCCGCCAGGCUGUGUCCGAGGCCAAGAAGCAGAGCCACUCCCUGGCGGAGCAGGCCCAGACCCUGCGCAGUGAGCAGGCCGAGCUGGAGCGGCAGCAGAAGGAGCUGGAGGGCCAAGUGCAGCAGCUGCAGGAGCUGUUGCGGCAGCGGCAGGAAGGCGAGUGGGCCGCCCUGCGGGCUGUGCAGAGGCUGCAGGAGGAGCGGGGCGUGCUGCAGGAGCGGCUGGCCAGCCUGCAGCGCGCCCUGGCCCACCUGGAGAGCGAGAAGCGAGAAGUGGAGCGCUCGGCCCUGCGCCUGGAGAAAGACCGGCUCGCCCUGAAGAAGACCCUGGACAAGGUGGCACGCGAGAAGCUACAGAGCCACGAGGACUGGAUGAGGCUGAGCGCCGAGAAAGGCCGGCUGGAUCGCUCUCUUGCUGGCACCGAGCAAGAGCUGACUGAGGCCCAGGGGCAGAUCCAACAGCUGGAGGCCCAGGUGGCCGAGCUGGAGCAGACGCCCUCGCAGGGCCUGCUGGAGGCGGCCUCGCGGCAUCGGCAGGAGCUGCAGGGGGAGGUGGAGCGGCUCCGGGGGGCCCAGGCCCAGGCCGAGCGCACGCUGGAGGCCCGGGAGCGGGCCCACCGCCAGCGGGUCAGGGGGCUGGAGGAGCAGAUUGCCACUCUGAAGGAGCAGCUGCAGCAGGAGAUCCGGAAGUGCCCACCCCAUUUCUCUCCCUCCUCCAAUCUGUCAGGAAACUGAGUGGCCCAAGCCUCAGAGACCGAGUGGGCUGGUGCCCUCAGCUGACCGACGGGCCUCUUGGGGGCAGGGCCGGAAUGGGCGGCCUGCUCCCUAUCCUCCCCCUCGUCCCCAGUUCUGGAUGCUCCCUCUUUCCAGGAAUUUAUGGGGAGGGCCUCCGGCUCUGCCCAGCCGGAGGGGCUGUGGAGCAGCCUCAGGGCUGAGCCCUGGAUAGGGCUGAGAGAGGCUUGGGGUCCAUUGAGGCUUUUGCCCCUUUGCCUCCAGCCCGUGUCAGUGGUUUGGUGCCAGGGAGUCAUUCGUUGAUGCCAGGGAGUCAUUCGUUGACCAUGCAGUGAUCGCAUCCCGGAGAGCUCCAGUUCCUCUGGGGGAGCCUCUCGCCAAAUCCUCGCUGCUGAAAUUCCUCUUGGGGGCAUUUCAUCUGGGGGCCAAAGUGGGGCUAGAGAAGGGAUGCUAGUGUUUCGUAGGAGCAGCUGGGCUCAGGAUGGCCUUUUGCCAGAGAGGCCCGGGGCCCCUCUCACCCUGGAAAAGGCUCAGCCUUACUCCGUACCACUGGCUCAGGGGGAGUUCCAUUUAGAACCAGGAAGAGGGAAGGCUCUCACUCUUUUAACUAGAAGCAGCGUGGCCUAAUGUAAAGAGCACAGGGCUGGGAGUUAACAGACUUGGGUUCUUA
This is a messenger RNA of Ornithorhynchus anatinus (platypus), 6981 nucleotides long. It is a transcript of the gene CROCC, whose product is annotated as ciliary rootlet coiled-coil, rootletin. The transcript has 37 exons. Gene Ontology annotation, biological process: centrosome cycle. The record is from RefSeq and is a predicted model, not a curated record. Bases 153 to 6314 code for a protein of 2053 amino acids. NCBI's taxonomy places the organism in Eukaryota, Metazoa, Chordata, Mammalia, Monotremata, Ornithorhynchidae.